UCCCCAAGUCUCUCUCCUGCGCAGAGCCCUGGCUGCGCUUCCCUGGUCUGGCACUGCACGGCGGGCCGGCCGCCAGGAUGCAGGCGCCGCACAAGGAGCACCUGUACAAAUUGCUGGUGAUUGGCGACCUGGGCGUGGGGAAGACCAGCAUCAUCAAGCGCUACGUGCACCAGAACUUCUCCUCGCACUACCGGGCCACAAUCGGCGUGGACUUCGCGCUCAAGGUGCUCCACUGGGACCCGGAGACUGUGGUGCGCCUGCAGCUCUGGGAUAUCGCCGGUCAAGAAAGAUUUGGAAAUAUGACAAGGGUCUAUUACCGAGAAGCUAUGGGUGCAUUUAUUGUCUUCGAUGUCACCAGGCCAGCCACAUUCGAAGCAGUGGCAAAGUGGAAAAAUGAUUUGGACUCCAAGUUAACUCUCCCUAAUGGCAAACCGGUUUCAGUGGUUUUGUUGGCCAACAAAUGUGACCAGGGUAAGGAUGUGCUCAUGAACAAUGGCCUCAAGAUGGACCAGUUCUGCAAGGAGCAUGGUUUCGUAGGAUGGUUUGAAACAUCAGCAAAGGAAAAUAUAAACAUUGAUGAAGCCUCCAGAUGCCUGGUGAAACACAUACUUGCAAAUGAGUGUGACCUAAUGGAGUCUAUUGAGCCGGACGUCGUGAAGCCCCAUCUCACAUCAACCAAGGUUGCCAGCUGCUCUGGCUGUGCUAAAUCCUAGUAGGCACCUUUGCUGGUGUCUGAUAGGAAUGACCUCAUCAUUCCACGAAUCGUGCCUCUAUUUUUACCAUUUUGGGUAAAUGUCAGGAUAGAGAUACCACAUGUGGCAAGCCAAAGAUCUAUGCCUCUAUUUUUUCAAUGAGAGAGAAAUAGCAAAUGUUCUAUGCUUUCCUCACCAUCAUCACAGUGUUUAUAAGCUUUUGAAAAUAUUUAGUCUGUUACAAACUUCUGUUGUGUAGCUGACCAAAAUUCUGCAGGGCCACGGUCAGCCCUGUUAUUUGCUUCUUUUAAUCAGCAAAAGCCUCAGGUCUUAAAAUAAAAGGGGAGAAGAAUAAACUAGCUGUCAAGUUAAGCAUUGGCUUAACUUGCCCUGGUGUCUCUGUCCAGAUUUCAAUAUAUUCUCUGAUGGUCUGACAGGCCUAUUAAGUAGAUGUGAUAUUUUCUCCCAAGAUGACUUCCAUUCUCGGCAGACCUGAGAGUUGCCUCUGAAUUAGCUCUUUGGAGUCAUGAACACAGGCGUGCUAUAUUUUCCUUGUCCUAAUUGUCUCUUGCUAUGGCCUGAAUGUUGGCUUAACUGAAUAUUGUAUGAAAAGACUUGCUUUCAUAUGUGCCUUUCUGUUAGCUUUCUCUGACUCAAGCUGUGGGGCUCCUCUAUACAUGUAAUAUAUAUUAUAUAUAUUUUCACAGGUGAACAACAAAAUGUUAAAAGAUGCUGUUUCCCUAUUUA
Molecule: messenger RNA, 1439 nt
Organism: Rhinopithecus roxellana (golden snub-nosed monkey)
Lineage: Eukaryota; Metazoa; Chordata; Mammalia; Primates; Cercopithecidae
Gene: RAB38
Product: RAB38, member RAS oncogene family
Exons: 3
Coding region: 78-713 (211 amino acids)
Biological process (GO): vesicle-mediated transport
Cellular component (GO): vesicle; Golgi apparatus; trans-Golgi network
Molecular function (GO): GTP binding; GTPase activity
Source: RefSeq, a predicted model, not a curated record